Messenger RNA from Desarmillaria tabescens, 1295 nucleotides. RefSeq lists its product as uncharacterized. The coding region runs from base 159 to 1226 and encodes 355 amino acids. The record is from RefSeq and is a predicted model, not a curated record. NCBI's taxonomy places the organism in Eukaryota, Fungi, Basidiomycota, Agaricomycetes, Agaricales, Physalacriaceae. The transcript is spliced from 2 exons.
UCAAUGAACGAGCUACAGAGACACAUUUCCGACCCCGAGAACUAACACAACAGCAUGUCGUACUUGGAAAUCCGGCGUUUUAUAAGAGACCCUGCAAUCCUUCAUCUCUCAGUUCCAGUCGUCGACGUCCUCGUCUCCCCAGUGUUUGACACCUCGCGAUGUUUUUUGGCACUUCCGCUCUCCCAGGGCACAUCACCCUUGAUGCUGCCGGGCUUGUAGCACUAGCCGAUCUUUCUGCUGUCGCUCUGAGGACAGCUUUCAUGGGGACGGCUUCCUACCUCGACAUUCUCGUCCUUGCACCAGGAAUGCACACCCAACAAUCCGCCGACGACGUCAAUCGCGGCGAGUUCCCCACGACUGGCUCGAUGACCACCGGAAAUAUCUUCCGUAUCGAAAACCCAGCCACAGUCAGGUACCUCCAGAACAUCAGUUGCACCGGAUGCCUUGUCAAUGUCAAGGUAUCUCCAAAACCUCGUUCCCGCCAUACGUUCAGAAUCCCUCUUUUAGGGAUUGACCUCUCUCCCAUCUUCAUCGCCGGAACUCGCGCAGCACUGCUGUACCUCCUCUGUCCGGUAUUGACCAUUGUCGUCUUCGCGCUCCUUGCAGCGAUCAGGGACUGGUGGGGAUUAAUAGUCCUUGGGAUGCUUAUUGUCGCUCGGACGAUCAAUGUCAUCGUUAUAAAGCGGAGGAGCCGGGUGCAUUGGAAGGGGGCAAAAGAAGAAGGGUAUCUGCAUCUGUUCGUGCUCCUUAGUCAGGAUCGCUGGGUCCGGUUGGAGGGGACGAUUAAUAAUCUCAAGAUGGUGACGGCAGGCCAGUGGUUGCGUGAUCAGAGUGCCGAAGAGGCCUUUGCCAUCGGGGUCGCUACGCUAUUGGUGUAUGCAUCUGCGGCUCUGGCAAGUAAUGCAUCGACUGCUGGAAGUUUGCUCAUUGCAUGCUUGUUGUUGUCCUCGGUUGCUUUGUUGGCUGUGUGCAAUUACUCGACGAAGUGUUUGCAGAUGUAUGGUUGUGUGGUUGAGAAGGCUAGGGGAACGAGGCAGUACGCGCGGAGAAAGGAGAUGGUGAAGGAACUGAUUCAUGAGAGUGGGAGGAGUGAUUGGGCUAAUGGGAUGGAGCUGGUUACUUCUGAGGAGGUAAAGGAGAUUCUGAUGUCCAUGCCACCGUGUGAUAGUUCAGGGAACUCUAGCCUGUCGAAUCAAUCGAUUUCUACUGGUAUCCCCAAUUGUUAGCUAGGGCAUGUAUUUAUUUUUCUGUAUACUAACCAAUUAUUUCCUCAAUCACAUGGCCAGUUCUUCCUC